Osmerus eperlanus (European smelt) is the source of this 1557-nucleotide messenger RNA. RefSeq names its product one cut homeobox 2 (gene onecut2). Gene Ontology annotation, biological process: regulation of transcription by RNA polymerase II. The record is from RefSeq and is a predicted model, not a curated record. Gene Ontology annotation, molecular function: RNA polymerase II cis-regulatory region sequence-specific DNA binding; DNA-binding transcription factor activity, RNA polymerase II-specific. The transcript is spliced from 2 exons. Bases 148 to 1557 code for a protein of 469 amino acids. NCBI's taxonomy places the organism in Eukaryota, Metazoa, Chordata, Actinopteri, Osmeriformes, Osmeridae. Gene Ontology annotation, cellular component: nucleus.
GAGAGGGCUCGGACAUGGGGAGAAUCAGCACUGGCCCGUCUGAUAGAGAUCGGUAAAUUUUUUUAUUAAAAAAAAACCCGAGAGGCCUUACAAAACCAAAGGAAAUACCCACCCCGGCACAAAACAUUAAAUAGAUCAAUGGACUGAAUGAAGACUGCCUAUAACGCCUAUCGAUGCCUGGCCAAGGAUCUGGAUGCUUACGCCAUGAACCCAGAGAUGACAAUGGACAGCAUUGGCAAUCUGCAUGGCGGAGUAAGCCAUGACCAGGAUUUGAUGAACAGUCAUAGCCCCCAUCACAAUCGGAACACAGGGGCUUCUUUGCGGAUACAUCAGGAUUUGGCUGCGGCAUCGUCGCGUUCCGCGAUGGUGUCCAGCAUGGCAACGAUUCUGGAUGGAGCCGGGGAGUACCGACCAGAAUUGUCUCUCCCGCUCCAUCACGCAAUGAGCAUGCCGUGCGAUACAUCCCCACCCGGGAUGGGCAUGAGCGGCACAUACACCACUUUAACUCCACUUCAACCCUUACCCCCCAUCUCAACGGUUUCGGACAAAUUUCACCAUCCGCACCACCAUCACCACCAUCACCACCACCAACGUCUCUCUGGGAACGUAAGCGGGAGUUUUACGCUGAUGCGGGACGAAAGAGGGUUACCAGCAAUGAACAACCUCUACAAUCCCUAUCAUAAGGACAUGACCGGGAUGGGUCAAAGUUUAUCCCCCCUGGCCAGCAGCCCCCUUGGCAAUGGUUUGGGCUCCAUUCAUAACACCCAGCAGAGCCUCCACAACUAUGGCACACAUGGGCAUGACAAGAUGCUUAGUUCCAACUUUGAUGCCCACACUGCCAUGCUGGCCAGAGGGGAUCAACACCUCUCUCGAGGCCUCGGUGGCCCCACGGCAGGUAUGAUGCCACAUUUAAACGGGAUGCACCACACUGGACACCCGGGCCACCCUCAAUCCCACGGGCCUGUGUUGGCUUCCAACCGAGAAAGACCGCCCUCCUCCUCUGGAACACAAGGUAACAACUCGGGGCAGCUUGAAGAGAUCAACACCAAAGAAGUGGCACAAAGAAUCACGGCUGAAUUGAAGCGGUAUAGCAUCCCACAGGCUAUAUUCGCUCAGAGGGUGCUGUGUCGUUCGCAAGGUACCCUUUCUGACCUAUUAAGGAACCCCAAACCUUGGAGUAAACUUAAAUCUGGACGGGAGACCUUUAGGAGGAUGUGGAAAUGGCUGCAGGAACCCGAGUUUCAGAGGAUGUCGGCCCUACGGCUUGCAGCGUGCAAAAGAAAAGAACAAGACCCAAGCAAGGAAAGGAGCAAUACACCAAAGAAAUCCCGCCUGGUUUUUACUGACCUGCAGCGUCGCACCCUGCUGGCCAUCUUCAAGGAGAACAAGCGUCCGUCCAAGGAGAUGCAGCUGACCAUCUCCCAGCAGCUGGGACUGGAACUCACCACUGUUAGCAAUUUCUUCAUGAACGCCCGCAGGCGCAGCCUGGACAAAUGGAUGGAUGAGGGAAGUCCCGGAGGGGGCUCCUCAUCCUCCAGCACUUGUACCAAAGCGUGA